Molecule: messenger RNA, 1638 nt
Organism: Pseudo-nitzschia multistriata
Lineage: Eukaryota; Bacillariophyta; Bacillariophyceae; Bacillariales; Bacillariaceae
Source: the annotation of a GenBank genome assembly
ACCGACCUUUUUCGGCGUUGCAUCAAGGCUGGAAAGAAGUAUUCUUCAUUGAAGUCUCGAUUUCAUACAAGUAAUUCAACCGAACCAUGGUACUCAGCGUCGUCAAAAACGUACAGGUGCGUAAACUUCUUAGUUUCUUUUUCAUUAUUGAUUGUAGAUGAAGCGCCUUGUACCUUUUACCACCUGUAUAAUCUCAUAUCAACAGCUUUUGCUUUUGUUCAACUUCGCUAGGCGGCCCUCAAAUACCGAGGAGGAUGGAAGGGACUUUUCCAAGCUAUGUACACGGUAAGUUCGAGAGUGAAAGAGAGACGGUGUGUCGUUGCACGCAAUCGGCCCAUAUGAUGUUGGCUUCGUGCCGUAUUGUUGUCAACGUUUUUAUUUCCCUGGUGUCUACCUUGAUGGUGAUAUCUCAACCCAUUUGUUCGUGUUGAUUUUUCCCUUUGUUGGGUGAAUAUUUUUAUGUAUCCCAUCCAAAGAAUGGUGAUUAUCCAUUCAAGUUUGGAACUUACAAGGGCUGUGAUGCCGCUGGAAAUCGCUAUUACGAAAACAAAGUCGACUACCCUUUCGGACAGCACCGAUGGGUCGAACCCGGUGAUAUUCACAACUUUGACUCUUGCCAAGUUCCCCCGGGAUGGCACGGGUGGCUCACAUCCAUGUACGACGCUACUCCCGAAGAAGAUGAGGAGUACAUCGAUGAGUUGAAAAAGAGAAUUCGACCAAGCGCACCCUCGGAUGCACCCUACGACCACAACAUUGGUUACCAGAACGAGCUUUUCAACUUUAAUCACAUGCAACAACAGACACAGAUCCGUUCCCGUGGAUACGGAAUCGGAAACUCGAUUGUUGGUCUCCCUGCAUUCAAGCCCGAGGCCUAUUACACACAACCAGGAUCCCCUUACAAUCCAGCCUUCCAGCGAAAGCUCGAAUACGAAGGGGAUUUGGACGAAGCCACCGGCGGAGGCCGACCUUACAAGAACGCAAUGUGGAAGGAGCGUCUAAUGACGGCAGAAGAAAAGAAGGCGAUGGAACCCGUCGACGACGCCGAGUUCGCUGCCGAAGCUACCAAACUCACUCCGAGGGAAGAAGCCAUCUUGGCCCGUGGAGGUACUCUUCCCACAAAAUAAAGCACCUGACCUAUGCCAUGAAGUGUAGCUGUUUGCGAUUCUACUAUUCAAAAACAAUUUGAGAGAUACAAUAUAAUCUAGUAUUCUUACUCAUAUGAUCGUAUUGCACUACCGUAAGAAAAAUAAUUAGAGACUAUGGAUCAAUUACAUUCCUGCAUAACUACUUUUUAUAUUAGUAAAAUCUCUACAUCUGAUCAAACACAACCAGCAGAGUUAGUUUGAUAACGGUGUUAUUUCGCCAGUGCAGGUGUCCUAGUUAGUAGCUUCACCCCCAUCUGCCAUCAUAUCUUCCUGCAUGUUAUGAACAAGCGUUCCAAGAACGGAGACGUCAUCGACUUCAUAGAUACGCUGCUUGUCCUCGAUGUCAUCAGUUGUCUUUCGUUCACAAGGAUAUGUCUCUCCCAUAACAAGGCACAAUUUGUUCCCCUUGUUAUUUUCUUCGAACUGGCAAAUCGACUUUUUCAGUUCGUGACACCGGGCAAAUACUGAUUGACGAUAAAAUACAUAUAACCCG